Molecule: messenger RNA, 1625 nt
Organism: Annulohypoxylon truncatum
Lineage: Eukaryota; Fungi; Ascomycota; Sordariomycetes; Xylariales; Hypoxylaceae
Product: FAD binding domain-containing protein
Exons: 3
Coding region: 178-1449 (423 amino acids)
Molecular function (GO): FAD binding
Source: RefSeq, a predicted model, not a curated record
CAGCCUCAUUUGGAUCCAGCGAGCUAACAUGGAGGAUGGAAAGCCCCAGGUAUAAUACGAAGAAAAUUCAUUCAAUUACUUUUAUUUUCAUAUAGCUUCUUGUGGUGUCUCUUGUGUUUGUUGUUUUAUACAUAUCUGCUCGUUGUGCUACGACCACACUAACAAAGGCUACUAGCUAUGGCCCCUCAAAAAGUUAUCAUUAUCGGAGGCUCUGUCGCCGGCCUUCUUCAAGGAUUGCAACUCAAGCGCCAGGGAAGUCAUGUCACCGUCUUGGAGCAAGACCCAUCCAAGGACCGAGCCAGUCACGAGUCUGGGGUAUCUAUUGGCAAGACAGUUGUCUCUAUCCUCGAUAAAUACGAUGCCACCGGGCGUCCCGCAGCCAUUCCGGCUGAGUACAUGAGUGCUGCAUGGCGUCGACGACUUCGGGUAGCUAACACAACAUGGCAUCACAACAUGAGCAACUGGGGAACCCUCUAUCUGAUCCUGCGGGCCAAUUUCGACGGCCUCAAGUCUGGAUGUGUGCCAAAUCCACCGGAGCCGAAACCCACCGACGGCAAGGUUGAAUACCAUUCCGGAAAGCAGGUCUAUGGUGUGAGCUACGAUAAGGACGAGGGUCUCGUCACUGUAUCGUACUCAGACGUCACCACUGGUGAGAAGGACAGUGUCAGUGCAGAGAUGGUAAUCGCUGCGGACGGAGUUCAUUCAACCGUUCGAAGUUUGAUGCAGGCUCCCACGCGAAAGGAAUACUCUGGGUACAUUGGUUGGCGCGGGACGGUGCCCGAGCGUUUGUUAUCCAAGAGCACCAUUGAGUAUUUCUCAAACAGGCUCAACUUCUCCUUGCUAGGGGGUCAUUACUUCAUCAGCUAUCUGAUCCCGACCGAAGCUGGGCACGUCGAGCCGGGAAAGCGUCUCAUAAAUUGGGUCUGGUACUAUGUCGUGCCGGACGGAUCGCCUGAGAUGGAAGCCAUAUUUACCGAUGUGAAUGGGAAAGUACACCCAAACACGGUUCCCCAGGGGCUUGUCAAUCCGGACGUGUGGAAAGCCCAGCUCGCGCGCUGGAGUUCAACCAUGACUACCCCCCUUGCUGAAUUGGUAUCCAAUACCCCUAAGCCAUUCGUCACGAAGGUCAUCGAGGCCCAAACUACUACGGCCAGUUUCUAUGACGGUCGUUUAGUCCUAGUUGGGGACGCAUUCACCGGUUUCAGAUCACACUUGGGUUGGGCCUCCGAACAAGCUGCGCGCCAUGCGGUAUCAUUGGAUAAAGUCUGGCGCGGGGAGAUCACUAUGAAGCAGAGGGAUGAGGAGGCUGUCUUGUACGCCCAACGGUUCAUUUAUCUGAAUCGUAUGAUGGGAUUUUCGGGCCUUGGUUGGAUGUUGUCAUUCCUUAGAAAUGCGCUGGCUUACGUGUGGGUGAUGUUCCGCCAUUACAUUGGCGUCCUACUCGCAUAGAUGAUAGGAGAAGUCGCAGACAGAAUUAAACGGGGUUCAGGUUGAAAGUCCUAGUGUUAGUUUCGAAUAGCGAGGAAUAUAUAAGUACCCAUGUACAACGUGUAAUCCUCGUCUCGACGAUAUCUUGUUGCUGAGAGGUAGGUACCUAGUUACCUACCAGGUAAGCACUUACUAAC